AUGGGUGAAUUUGAAGGGUGGAGUAAGUGGGUGGAACCUGCGUUUUUGCUAUGGAAACCUGAGGAUCCUGACUAUGAGAGACCUGUUUACGAUCCUGAAAAGGCUAAGUUUACAGCACAGGAAGAACUUGACAGGAUGCGCGAAGAAGUCAACCAGAGCGAUGGUUUUGAUAUCGAUUUCGAUUACUACCGCUGCGUUUUCAACUACCAUCGUGCUUAUCUCGAUGAUGAUGAAUUUGGUGAAUUCGGAGACGAGCCCGAAACCACUGAGGAUUUUCUUAACAGGCUCUCUCAGAAAUCUCUUGACGACUACAACGUAAACGUGAAGAGAGAAUUCGAGUUUGUUAGGGUUGUUAAAUCCAAUUUUCACUUCUCUGCGGGGCUUAUGUUUCUCAUAACCUUUGAAGUUAUUGAUCCUUAUGAUGGCCAGAUCAAACCCUUCCAAGCAAGGGUACGCUACCUCAAUGAUACCUUCACUGAAUACGUCUUCUGCAGGCCCAAACCCAAUGCUGGAGUGGAAUACUUUGGGAUUGCCAAGACAGAUGUCGAGAUAGGUUUCAAGAAACAAGGGUAA
Messenger RNA from Eruca vesicaria subsp. sativa (arugula), 573 nucleotides. NCBI's taxonomy places the organism in Eukaryota, Viridiplantae, Streptophyta, Magnoliopsida, Brassicales, Brassicaceae. The record is from the annotation of a GenBank genome assembly.